This is a messenger RNA of Dermacentor albipictus, 637 nucleotides long. The record is from RefSeq and is a predicted model, not a curated record. Lineage: Eukaryota; Metazoa; Arthropoda; Arachnida; Ixodida; Ixodidae.
UAGGGAUAUGCUGGUUUCCGUUAUAUAAGGAAAUGAGCCCUUCGGUUUUCCUCACUCUCGUCAGGGGGAUUAGCCGACUGUUUGCGGACGCAUCAUCCCGAACACCACCGCGAUCAUGAGAGCGUUCGUCAUCGCUUGCCUUCUCUCCGCAGUUGCCCUUGGAAAUGCCCAAAAUCGGGCAGUAAACACAGCCAGUGGAGCUGCCUCAAGUGGUGCAGCAACAAGAGGUGAGCUGACAGGGGUUCUGCGUGGUGGAGUUGAAUCCGUUGGUCCCAGUGGAGCUCCGGGUGUCACCAUCACUCUUGGAGGCAAUGUCGGCGGUGGUCUUGGAGGCCAGGGAGGAGGAUCUCCUUCAGUCUCGAGUUCCAACUUCCAGCCAACUCAUGGCUUCAAUCCAGGUUAUGGAUUCCUCUCCAGCUACGGAUACUACCCACAAGGUUACGGUCAUUACGGCUACAAUCCGUACGGCUACAAUCCUUACGGCUACAAUUCUUACGGCUACAAUCCUUACGGCUACAACUACAGUCCCUAUGGCUACUACGGAUACGGCAACGGUUACAACGGCGGAUACGGUCAUGGGUUCUAUGGCUCCAACCACCGCUCGAAUAAUCGCCACCAGUAAUUACAACCGGACGGC